Gasterosteus aculeatus aculeatus (three-spined stickleback) is the source of this 621-nucleotide messenger RNA. It is a transcript of the gene cox7a2l, whose product is annotated as cytochrome c oxidase subunit 7A2 like. Gene Ontology annotation, cellular component: respiratory chain complex IV. Lineage: Eukaryota; Metazoa; Chordata; Actinopteri; Perciformes; Gasterosteidae. The record is from RefSeq and is a predicted model, not a curated record. Gene Ontology annotation, biological process: mitochondrial electron transport, cytochrome c to oxygen; mitochondrial respirasome assembly; regulation of oxidative phosphorylation.
CACUUUCCCUCGACGGUCGCGACAGGAAGACCUUUUACCGUGUGAUUUUUUGUUGUGGACGAAACCUUUCCUGUCCUUCAGUACGAAAAUGUACUACAAAUUCAGCGGUUUUACCCAGAAACUGACGGGGUCCGCUCCGGCGGCCGCCUACAGCCCUCAGGGGCUUAGGCCAGGUGUGCCAGCAGAGUCCCCCGCCAUGGUGUUUGCCACACCCACCAAGGUGGUGUCGGAGGCGGGGUCCACGGCGGAGUACUUGGGAGCAAACCGGGUUCCUGAGCUGCAGAGAAUUUUCCAGGCGCCAGACGGCAUCCCCAUUCAUUUGAAGCGCGGAGUCCCCGACAGGCUACUGUACCGCACCACCAUGGCUCUCACUGUAGGAGGCGCGCUCUACUGUCUGGUGGCUCUUUACUUUGCAGCCCAGCCCAACAACAAUAAGUGAACAACGGCAAACCCCCGGGAUCAUUCUGUUCUCAAACCUGACAUUCCCAGCCUCCGUCUGCCCUCGCCAUGCCAUCUCUUGGGACUCGCUGUUAUGACAUCACACUCAACAAUAAGAACAAUAACGUCCCGUCUCCUUUGUAAAUCAGAUGUCUAACUUAAUAAACAGGGAAAAAAAGGUAA